Messenger RNA from Striga hermonthica, 357 nucleotides. Lineage: Eukaryota; Viridiplantae; Streptophyta; Magnoliopsida; Lamiales; Orobanchaceae. The record is from the annotation of a GenBank genome assembly.
AUGGUCGAGAAAAUUGACACCGACGAGGAUGCCCAGUUGGACGCCGAGGAAUUCGGUGCCCUGUAUGCGGUGGUGAUGGCAGUGGACGGAGGCGAUGAGGGGGAUGACGGUGAAGAGGACGUGCGGGCGGCGUUUAGGUUACCGGAGUAUGAUCGUCAGGGUCGACUUAGGUGGCGAUGGGAGGGUCAACUUCGGCAACUUCCAGAAAAUGAUGAAGUGCGGUCGGUUCGUCAGGGCGACUCGAGGGCCUUCGCAAGCUGCGUUGGCUAUUUUGCGUGUGGGUUUGAGGGCCGGGUGCACGUGAUGGGCUGGCAGUUGAGCUUCACGAUUGGAAACUCGCAGUCAGUGGAUGUGUAA